Molecule: messenger RNA, 3263 nt
Organism: Coffea eugenioides
Lineage: Eukaryota; Viridiplantae; Streptophyta; Magnoliopsida; Gentianales; Rubiaceae
Product: apoptotic chromatin condensation inducer in the nucleus-like
Exons: 6
Coding region: 443-2932 (829 amino acids)
Molecular function (GO): nucleic acid binding
Source: RefSeq, a predicted model, not a curated record
CAACUUCCCUCUUUCCUCUCCGUCCUUAUCCUUCUCAUCCUUUAGAUUAUGCAACAAAAUAUAUUAGUAAAAUUAUUACCAGAAAAUUAAAUCCCCAAAUAUACUCUUCCUACCUUGUGAUCAUCUUUUUAAUUAUUGAUUAUCCAAUUCUUCUGCACCCUUUACUCCCCACCUGAGGACAAUAGUUGUAUUCUGCUCAGACAAUUCUUAUCUCGAAACAGAAAAAAUCUCUUAUUGCUUGAAAUUUGUUUUCUUGAAUGUUUUACAGGGGGUGCAUUGGCGCUAACGAGUGUAAUUUCAAUUGGGUUAUCAUUUUUAAAUUACUCUAACGUUUUUCUGGUGUAUUUGGUAAUUAGGGUUUCGUUUGAAUAUCUGCUACGGGAAGGGGUAUUUGCACUGGAUUGGUUGUAAGAGGAAGUUUUUGGCUUGGUGAAUAAGAAAAAUGUCGACACAAUAUCCGGUUCUGUAUGAUCGACCAAUCAAUAAGUGGAAGGUGGCUGAACUGAAGGAAGAGCUUAAGAGACGUAACUUGAUGACAAAAGGCUUGAAGGAUGACCUGGUAAGACGAUUGGAUGAAGCAAUUCGGAAUGAAAGGGCAAGUUUUGGGACAGAAACGUACAAGGAUUUUGAACCCAGCAAUAAUGAGCCUAAUAUUCCAAUACUGCAACCUCAUUCCGGGCAAAUUUCUGGGUUUGCUGAGAAUAAAUAUGUGAAUGAAGUUAAAGUAGACAACUUUGUCAGUGGGAUUCCGAUUGUUGACGAAACUAGUGAAGUAGAUCAAGCAAAAGCUACUGGUGGUUCUAUUUCUGUUCCAGCAUAUGUGGAAUCAGACGUUUUGUGUAAUGCUGUUGAUACCAGUAACAAUAAAGAUGAGCUAGUGUCAACACCAAUCGGUUUCAGUGAAUGUCCUGAAAGAGUAAUUGGAAACAGCGGACCUGCCAAGGGAAACGAGAUUUUGACAUCUGCACGUAAGGAUGAUCUGGACAAUGAAGGAAUCUUAGAGGCAUCUGGCAAAAGCAGCGGUAUUUUGAAUGAAGUUGUUGAUACCCACACUGCAUCUAUUAGUACAAAUACAAAAAAUGAGUCUGCAGAGUCAGGCAAUGAGGAGCUUGAGGUAGUACCAAUUGCAGGUAGUACCAUUGCACCUAUUAGUACAAGUACAAAAAAUGAAUCUGCAGAGGCAGGCAACGAGGAUCUUGAGGUAGUACCAAUUGCAGAUAGUGAACAAAACUCACAUAACUUUGGUCUUAAGUUGGAGAAUGAUUCUUUAAAGCCUUCGCAGAUGGAUGCCGAGUCUCUUGUCUCCUACUCAAGCAACCAGGUACAUGAGAUUAGCCCAAAUUUAGGGUUUCAAGUACAGUGUGAGUCAAUUAAAACUGAUAGUUUAUCUAAUUAUGAAAAAAAUGAAAUAAAGGAAAACUUAAAUGCUAAUAAUAUUCAAUUAGAACCAGAAGUUGUUAGGCAAGAGAUGGUACAGCCAUCAUCCAGCAAAGACCCUUCAGGUGGCAGCUUUUAUUCACUGGAUGAUCAAGUGCCAGAUGUGAAACCAGGUUCUGUUGUUGAAGCUGAUGAUGAUAAAUGUAGUGUGAAAAAUAUUGAGAAAAUUGAUAAUUCAGGUGAGGGUUCUGCAAUGGACCAUAUCCUGGAGAAUAGGACCAAAGAUGAACUAGCAGAUGAUAAUAAGUUCACUGAAGAGCCCUCUAGUGAAAAAAAAGAUUUGGAUGAUGUUUUCGGGGCUAAUUUGCCUACACAGAAUAUGGAAUCAUCUUAUGAGGAGAAAUUUGAGAUUGCUGCUUCUGCUGAGCAAAGAGAGUCACAAGAUGACCAAUCCUCAGAUGCAAAAUUUAUUGAGAUGACUGACAUGACAGAUGGAGAACCACUUGAAAAGAUAAAUCUAGAUCAGUCUUCAGCUGAUGAUUCCAUGGAAGAUGAUAGCUUGGAGGCAAGACAAGCCGACUCCGAUUCUGAUCCUAAGAAAGUUGGUGACAAGACCAAGCCAAAUGAAGAAACUGUUGCAAAAUCUGCUGGUGACAUUGAAGCUCCACAAGCUGAUAUUCCUUCUCAUACCCUGAAGUCAUCACAUGCAAAUAGUGAUCAAAUGGCUGAAUCGGCUGAGAAAAGAAAAUUUGAAGCAGUUGAAGCUGCACCAGAUAAUAAGGAACCUCGGAAGAGGCAGAGGAGAUGGAAUAAUGAAAGUGUGAAAAUUCCUCAAGCACAAAUCCCAGAUACUUCACUUUCUGCAACAUCAAAGACUGUGGUUCAGAGUGCAACAACUCCUUUUGUUGAUGGAUCUAACUCUGCAACUGGUAGAGAUGCCACCAAUGAACGUAUUGUGCCUCCAUCGGCGAAAACACCUACUAACUCCCUCCGCAUUGAUCACUUUGUUCGCCCUUUUACUCUGAAAGCUGUGCAAGAGCUCCUCUCCAAAACGGGUACAAUUUGCAAUUUUUGGAUGGAUCAUAUCAAGACCCAUUGCUAUGUGACGUAUGCUUCUACUGAGGAAGCCAUGGAGACGCGGAAUGCUGUUUACAAUCUUCAAUGGCCUCCAUAUGGGGGACGACUUCUGAUUGCAGAGUUUGUUGAUCCUGAGGAAGUAAAAUUGCAGGUAGAGGCUCCUUCACAAUCUGCAGCACCUGUAAACUCGACUUCAGUGAUGCCAUCGCAACCUCCCUCUAAGCAAUUGGCUCCAACACCUGUAAACCAACAGGAUGUAAGGCAGCAACCCCAUCGCUCAGAGCAACAGACCACUUCUGAUCCACCCACAACAAGGGAACGCUUGGCUCGGCCUCGUUCUCCGGUUGCUGCGACAGUUGAUCCACCAAUAGUCACUUUGGAUGACCUAUUCAGGAAGACCAAAACCACUCCACGCAUCUAUUAUUUACCAUUAACUGAUGAACAAGUUGCCGUAAAACUCAGCAGACGCAGAAAGUGACUAGUGAAUGGAGAUUGGCUUGUAGCGAGUUGAAACAGUUUGUGAGAACCUUUGCAUCUACUCCCAGCAUAUGGAAUUUGCGAGAGGCUAGCUAGCUUGUCAGUUGUCAUAGAUUGGUCGUUAAUAUAGUCAGGGCUAGUUAUUAACAAAUAGUUGCAGGUUUUUGUGUUUCUCCUCUAUAUUUUAGGCCAUAUUUUCUGUAACCCUUGAAUAACGCUGGAUAGGAGAGUUGCGCAGGCUUUGUUAUUUGUACACAGUGGUUGAUACUAGAUAACAACUUCUUGCUCGUGAAACAGUUUAUUAGAUGUAUGCCAAAACUGCUUCUUUCUUU